Messenger RNA from Ustilaginoidea virens, 1164 nucleotides. RefSeq lists its product as uncharacterized. The transcript is spliced from 2 exons. The record is from RefSeq and is a predicted model, not a curated record. Lineage: Eukaryota; Fungi; Ascomycota; Sordariomycetes; Hypocreales; Clavicipitaceae. The coding region runs from base 1 to 1164 and encodes 387 amino acids.
AUGACCUUUGCCUUGCCGUCGAAUCCCGGCACGGGCACGACCAACAACACUGUCCAGCAUCCCCAAGUGUCGCAGGUGCAGUCGCAAGCACAGCCGUCAUCGCAGCAGCAUCACCGUCAGCAACCACCGCAGCCUCAGCAUCACCAGUACCCCCUCUCUCAAGCUCAACAGGUUCGGCACCAACAACAGCUUCAACAUCAGCAGCAGCAGCAGCAGCAGCAGCAGCAGCAGCUGGCCAUGAACGGAACCAACGGCGCCAACAUGGGUGGCGGAGGACCUCCCAUGCACUCUGGUCCCAUGCCGGCCGGCCAUCAAGCAGAGCUGAAUUACAUAUACGGCAUGGUGGAAGAGCUAAGCAGGCAAUUAGCCGACAACAGGCGGGUGACGGAGGACAUUGUCAGCGGACUGGGCAGAGUGCGCAACAGAGCCAAAACCCAGGGGCUGUCGAAUGAUGAUUUGAUCAAGUCAGCUGCUGCUGACCUUCAAGCCGACGAGCAAAAUCUCGAUACUCUCAUCUCGAUACUCUCCGAAUCCCUCGAAAAAGCAAACUUUGCUCGCGACGCCAACGCCGCCCUGCUAUCGCAAUACGCCAACGCGCUCGCCCUCAUGCUCAAGCAAUUCCACGAAUACAAGACCAAGCACAUCUCCGAUGUGGCGACAUGGCAUCGCUCCUACAGAGGCCAGCUAGACGAAGCGCGGCAGGAAAAUAGCCGUCUGCGCGAACAAAUCUGGGAGAUGCAGACGCACGCCCGCCGAGCAAACGAGAACCUGCGCCAGUUCCGACGGAAAUACGACGAAAACGAGAAUCGAUGGGAGCAAAGGGUGGAAAACACGGCCCUGAGACAGGAGCUGAGGUUCUGGAAGAGGAUGGCCAUGCCGGAAUUGCAAGACGACGACCCGUUCUGGAGCGAUGAUGACGACGUCAUUGACCCUGCCGAGAAGGAGAGAUUAAAGGAGCUAGAGCGGAGAGCUGCACAGGAGCAGAUUAUGGGGGGGCAGAUGGAAGAGGAUGCCGAGGGAGCUCAGGCUCACCAGAUGCCUGUGCCUCUGAGCCUGAUGGGCGGGAUUGCUAUGCAGAGAGACGAGCCGGGUGCAAGGGCCAUGCCUAUCCUGCCGCCGAGACCGUCGAGUGCGGCGUCAAGUACGGGCUCAACAGGGCAGUAG